Messenger RNA from Vitrella brassicaformis, 2199 nucleotides. The record is from the annotation of a GenBank genome assembly. NCBI's taxonomy places the organism in Eukaryota, Vitrellaceae.
GUCGUGGUAAGCUUGGAGUGUUCGAGUGAGUGUAGAUCUCGUUGUAUCGUCACGAUGGCAUCGCCGAGCUCUUCCGGGCAAAUUACUCAUCCAGAGGUGAGAGCAGAACAGCACACGACCGCACAGCGCAGAGGUGCACGGCCGGUGUGUCCCGCAGGCGUCUGUCGGUGCAACGUCGUGUCGGUAUCGUGUGGGCAGCCGCGUGCUGAUGGUGUCGGACCAGAGAAGGGACGACAGGUUCCAGUGGGUGGAGGCCGAGGUGUACAAAAUGGAGCCGGCCGAGGGCGGGACGCGGGUGUGCAUGCGGGAGGUGGGUGGGAUGGAUGAGGAGUUUGAGCCGGUCGUGGUGCCACACACGACAGCGCCAUUCCAACGACUCGAUACUAUAGACGCGGUUGGCAUGGCACACACACAGGCAGGGAGAGAGAGUGGUGCGGCAUCACGGUGUACACACAUCCCUCCUUGUAUGUGUGUGACUGUGUGUCAUCCAUCAGGGAUGCGAUGGGUUCCAUUACUUCGGCCACGUUCCCCCGACGCAUACAUCCCUCUGCAAAGCGUGGAUGAGGUAGGCAGGCCUAUCAUGCAGAGGGAGGGAUGGCAUAGCUUUUUUCCACAUCCGGGUGUGCAGGUUGAUGCGGAGCGUUUCUGUGUGGACCCGAGCAUCAAGCCGCGCGAUGCCAAGGACCCGCUGUCCUUCCUGUUCCUGCCGCCAUCCUUCAUGCCCCCCCUCCCCACCGACGUCAUCACCACCACACUUCUCCCCCUGUGUGGCGCGGACGCCCUCGCACUCAAGCUCAAGAGCACCCUCUGCUGCACCUCAACUUCGGUCGGCGCCGCCAUCGGCUCCGCUGCGGUGUCGGCCAUCGACAGCAUCAUCGAGAAGUGCAGCCUCACGGGAGCCAUCGGCAUCGGCUACCUCCUCCGUCGGCACCUGCAGCGGCAGCCGGGUCGGGCGAUGGACGUGCGUCGGCCAUUCCGACUGAUCCGGCUGCACUACCUGAUGGUGACGGGGGGCGACUGGCGCGGCACCGUGCCGCUGCUGCGGAUGGCCAAGAGCUGUGGACGAGUGCAGCGUCUGCCCAUCGAGCUGACGGGCGACGACCUGCACCACGUGCCCAGCAAGGCCGUCAUCGACAGCCGGCCGCCCAGCAUCCGCCAGUACAGCCUCUUCAGCCACCGACUGGGCACCUUCAUGGAUCUGACGCGCAAUGCCCACGGGCGGGAGGUGCUGGGCGGGCGUGAGGUGAGAGUGCAGACGGUGCCGGUUCGAUUCGAUGAUCGAUUCGAUGCCGCGGAUCCCGCGUGCGGACGUAAGAGAGGGGAGGGCACAGCACCACAGGAGAGGCAACUUGACAUUGACGGUGUCUGCCGCUGUGUGUGUGUGUCUGCAGACCAUCGUGACAAGUUCGGCAGCUUCCGUGAGUUGGCCAUUGAGAGGUAUGCAGCGACUGAAAUGAGAGAACACAACACAGAAAUGUGUCGUGUUGUCUGCCUUUCCGCUCCCUGCUCUUUCAGGUUGGCAUUGCUGUCGUCGCAUGUGGUGUCGGAGGCCGAGAAUCAUCUGUGGCCACUCUGGCGCGUAUCGGCCGCUAAGGGGGAUCGCAUCAGUGCCCUGAUCGACCAGCAGCGUCGUUCGUCGCUCCUGUGGGACUGUCGCACCAUCAACUACUACAUCGCCGGCCGCUACUACAUCGCCGGCCGCGCCUCCUACCGACUCGUCAUACUCUGUGGCGACGAGGAGGGCGAUGACUUUGCGGCAUACAUCUGGAUGGCCAGGUACCCUGGUGUGCGGGCAUCCAUCAAGCUCUACACCACCGAGGCGCCCCGGCAGGGCGUCACUGGUCGUGCUGCCUUCCCCCGGGCAGUGGCCAUCGCCCGCAACAAGAUGGACCGCCCCUCCUUGGAGCUGCUGCCGGCCAUUGGACAUCUGACUCAGGUGCACACACGCGACACACAUGAGGGGAGGGGAAGCCAUGCAAUGUCUGUCCACGUCUAUUGCCUUUUCUCUUUCCUCCUUGGUGCGUGUCCGCAUCAGACACCUCGCCGUCCCCGAGAGGCCUCGCGAGCUGUCUGUCGACCGCCUGGGAGGGCGGUGAUGUCGUGAGGGGCGUUGUGAAUCGGCCGGCAUUGGGGGGCGGGUGGCUGACUUGAAUCGACAGAUGGGUGAGUGCAGGUGUGUGGCUACUUGUGCAAGGAUGC